CUCCUGACUGUCGCAACUCUUCUCAGACAGUGUUCAGUGUUCCAAAGCAUCAGCUUGAUUCAGCUUAGGGUGCUGCUCUUUUGUAAAUCUAAGCUACGGGAUGGUGCUUUGCCCAUCCAGCAUACUGUACUCUUGACAUAUAUAUACUACCGACUACUAACACCCACCGCCUCCUCAGCCGGCCGCCGCAGUAUGAGAAUCGGCCGUAACCCAACAUGACUUCCUCCAGACCUUCACCGCAGGCUCAGAUCUACCCUGGGAAAGGGUUGGGAUUCAUAACUCUCGGAGCCUCCCUUCACAAUGUCCUAAGCCGCGUCAAGGCCCAUCCCCAGAUAUACCCCGCUAUUGAUAUUGCGUACUCCUCUGCAGAGCCCUUGAACAAGCCAGUAAGCUUGAAACUUCCAUCGAGUGGUCUUCGUCUACGCUUUGAUGGACCCGACCAGCGACUUCGCUUGAUCGAGGUGCUGGACUUCUCCAAGAUUGCACUUGUUUAUAAGAACCAGGAAGUACUGAAAGGUGUGAAGCCAGGGGAACAGUCCGUGACACAGCAAGGCCCCAACUUUCGCCAUGUCUACAACCGUCUCUUUGGGCCAUCUUAUCCCGGAGAGUAUAUACCUCCGGAUAGCCCUCAGUCGCCAUACGGCACCUAUGUGCUAUCGUACCCUGGUGUCGCAUUCUCCUUCCCUUUGCAGAAUUCGGCAUGGUCCGAUCAGUGUGACUUUGUAGCAUUGCUUUCCUCCUCAGCAGCCUUGCCAGCAACAUCUAUGGCCAUAUUCCAGGGCUCAUCUUGGCCCGAAUCUCGAAACAAGCUAUUCACACAGCAACCGCAAUUUCCGCGCUCGCCGGCAUUGGCAAGUAAAAGCCGAGAGUCUGUUCCGGACGAGAUCGAAGAGUUUCUCAUACUUGGCGCCGGCAAGAUUGAAGCGGUGCGAAGAUCGAGCCCACCUGGACUUAUCUCGCUGUCAGAAACCACUCCUCAAGACCUAGUCGCCGAGUUCGGGCCACCCGAUGCCAUCUACCGUAAACAUGAUCGGAGAAUAGCUAUUCAUCGAGCCGCCGGCCGUAGCGGUGGCGAGGAUGCUCUUCACCUGGGCUCUUCUCCAGGCAGGGGAAUAGAUGUUACUGACAUCGAUCAAUCUUCAAACAACAGUGUGUCUGAUGAUUCAGACGACGAGCUCUUCCAACCAAACGCAUCGGAUCCUUCGUCACUACCGUCAGAAUGCUUCUUCAACUACUUCCACCAUGGAUUUGAUGCGUUCAUCUCCUAUCCCACCACGCCCGGCCCAGCCUUCCCAGAAUCUGACCAGAGAGACCCCACUCCACCCCCACCCCAUUCGCAGUUGGUGGUGACCAAGAUCAUCCUACAUGGAAAUGUGCCGGGUUCAUAUCCUUUCAAUCGUCAUCGCCGCAGCCGGUGGAGGAUCGUUUUCAGUUCGCCUGAUGAUUUUGUUACUUCGGAGACUCGUUAUGAAGAGGUUUCAGAGCGUCUCAGGUCAACCUGGAGGGGUUCUUAUGCGAGCCCUGCGGAGGAGCGGGCUCUACAGCGGCCCAUGGUUUUGAACCGAGGGUGGGGCGACAGCCCAGAGAGCAGCGUCGAAUUUCUCGGUGGAUGGGAAGAGAGCACAGGCAAAGGGCAGAGGGCGGGCCACGACGCGCAUGACGGCGGACUAGGCAAUACGGAGCUCUUCGGAUUCCCUGGUCUGUUGUUCGAGGUGAUGAAGAAUGGCGCAGUCGCCGGUAGUAUGCCGGACCUGCCACGGACGCUCGCUCGGUCCUGGUCGUCGACGCUCAAGCUCCCGAAAUCGACGUUCCCUGCACGCGUGACGCCGGCCGAUCGGACAAAAUACCUGCAGCGAUGCACCGACGACCUCUACGCCUGGCAACAGCGUGAACGACCAGCCAGCCAGCCGUUCGUCCUACACGAUGGACCGCCAUACGCAAACGGCGAACUUCACGUUGGCCAUUCCCUCAACAAAGUACUAAAAGACAUUAUUUGUCGUGUGCAGCUCGGACUGGGAAAGCGGAUACGAUACGUACCGGGAUGGGACUGUCACGGCUUGCCGAUAGAGCUGAAGGCACUGGAAGCGCAAAAGGAACUACAGGGACAGGAACACAAUGGGCCCGUUAGCGCAGCGUUGGUACGCAAGGCUGCGCGCAAGUUGGCUGAUCGGACAGUCAAGGCGCAGAUGAAGGGAUUCCGGAGCUUCGCGGUUAUGGCGGAUUGGGAGAAUCAUUGGAAGACUAUGGAUAAGGCGUUCGAGAAGAGACAGCUUGGCGUUUUCCGGGAAAUGGUUGAUAAGGGAUUGAUCUAUCGGAGGUUCAAGCCGGUUUACUGGUCGCCGUCUACUGGCACGGCGCUGGCGGAGGCGGAGCUCGAAUACAAGGAAGAUCAUGUGUCAACGGCUGCUUUGGUGAAAUACCCUCUUGCUAGCAUCCCGGAGCAUCUGGCACAGGACCCCCUGCUCAAGGAUAAGGAAAUCAGCGCUGUUAUUUGGACUACGACUCCCUGGACACUCCCGGCAAACGCGGCUAUCUCGGUUCACCCGUCUUUGGAUUACACCAUCGUCGACUCGGAUACACAGGGCUAUCUUCUCAUCGCACAGUCUCGACUGGAAUAUCUCGAGGGCAUCCUGAAGGAGGAUCUGUCGGUCAUCGUACCGGCUAUCCCUGGAUCGAAGCUCGCUGACCAAACUACCUACCGAUCUCUGUUCAAGGGACCCGAUGCGGAGCCGCAACCCAUCAUCGCCGCGGACUUUGUCACCGCCGACUCUGGAUCCGGUUUGGUUCAUUGCGCCCCAGGCCACGGUAUGGAGGACUACGAAGCCUGCUUAUCCCGAGGUAUCCCCGCAUUCGCUCCCGUGGACGACAACGGCAAAUUCACCGAUAAGGCCAUGCCCAGCGACCCUACAAGGCUUAGUGGAAAGAGCGUCCUUGGUGAUGGCAAUGCCGCUGUUCUCGAUUACGUCGAAUCCCAAGGCCUGCUGAUCACCAAGCACCGGUACGAGCACAAGUAUCCUUACGACUGGCGGUCGAAGCUUCCCAUCAUCAUCCGCGCCACAGAGCAAUGGUUCGCCGACGUAGCCGACAUCCGUGGCAGCGCCAUGACUGCAUUGGAAGAUGUCAACUUCGUGCCUACUGCCGGAAGACAACGACUGGAGAAUUUCGUCAAGAACCGCAGCGAAUGGUGUAUCUCGCGCCAACGCGCCUGGGGUGUCCCUAUCCCGGCGCUCUACCACCGCGGGACAGGCGAUGCCCUGCUCACCAAGGACAGCGUGUCCCACAUCAUGAACGUCAUCGAAGAGCGUGGCAUUGACGCAUGGUGGACAGACGAUGCCAACGACGAGGCUUGGAUCCCACCAGCUCUCCGAGAUGCCUCUGGGCCCGGCUACAGACGCGGAACCGACACCAUGGACGUGUGGUUCGACAGCGGCACCAGCUGGACCGAGAUCGACCUGCCUUACCGUGACGGCGGAUAUCCCGCAGACGUCUACCUAGAGGGCACCGACCAGCACCGUGGAUGGUUCCAGUCCGGCCUUCUCACCUUCAUCGCCCACCAGCUUGCUUCCGGACAGACUGCUUUCCCUCGCGCGCCGUUCAAGAACCUCGUCACUCACGGGUUCACCCUGGACGAGGAGGGACGCAAGAUGAGCAAGUCAAUCGGCAACGUGAUCCAGCCGGAGUCGAUCAUGGACGGCACGCUCUUGCCCCCCCUGAAGCCGAGAAAAGGCAAGGGGAAGAAGCAGGCUGAGAACCAGGCACCUGUCUACGAUGCGCUUGGCCCGGAUGCUCUGCGGAUGUGGGUUGCAAGCAGCGACUACACGCGGGAUGUUGUGAUUGGCAAGCAAGUCCUUCAGACAGUUAACACUAGUCUGCAUAAGUACCGUGUGACGUUUAAGUUGUUGCUAGGUGCCUUGUCCGACUUCCGUCCGGAGGAUCGUCUCCCUUAUGACCAGCUGCAGCAGGUAGAUCGUAUCGCGUUGAAACAUCUCUCCGACACAGUCUUGGCCUGCCAGAAGGCCUGCGAGAACUUUGAAUUCUACAAGGCCGUGAAUGCCAUUAACCGCUGGGCUAAUCUUGAGUUCUCUGCAUUCUACAUGGAAGCCAUCAAGGACCGUCUUUACACCUACGCCGAGAACAGCACCAGCAGACGGGCUGCCCAGACGACUUUGUUCCACAUCUAUCACCACCUCCAAGAGGUGCUUGCCCCGAUCACUCCGUUGUUGGUAGAAGAGACCUGGGAGCACACGCCCGAGGCCAUCAAGACGCACUGCGAGCAUCCGCUCAAACGGAUUGUUUCCGCGCCCGCCUCCGAAUGGCAGAACCAGGCUCUGGAAGCAGACUACCAGGACAUCGUGGCCGUGAACUCGGUCGUCAAGGCGAUCCAAGAAAAGGCCCGUGGCCAGAAGCAGAUGGGCUCUUCCCUGCAAUCGUUCGUCCACAUUGUUCUUCCCAAGGACGCUACAAGCGAUGCAGUCUUCGCGCGCCUCCAGUCCGAACUGCCUGAUGUGUUUGUUGUCUCGUCGGUCAGUCUCGGGGCGCACGAGGAGCCGAUCCCGGAGGACAUCCGCAAUGCGAAGUGGCAGUAUAGUGAGGUGUACGAGCUGCCGAGCGGGGGGACAGGCACGGUAUAUGUGUAUACCCCGCAGGCGAGCAAGUGUCCGCGUUGCUGGCGGUAUGUGGUGCCCGAGACAGAGGCGGCGGAGGAGGAGACGGUGUGUGGGCGCUGCGAGGAGGUGGUGCAAGAGUUGGAUGCAUCGAGCUGAGUGGUCAGUUCCUUGUUAGCAUUUGAAUCGUCCAAGCUAGUGCUGCAUGUGUAUUAUAAUAGUAACAGUUAGCAUAGAUUUCG
Aspergillus neoniger CBS 115656 is the source of this 4846-nucleotide messenger RNA. Its product is annotated as isoleucyl-tRNA synthetase. The record is from RefSeq and is a predicted model, not a curated record. The coding region runs from base 216 to 4763 and encodes 1515 amino acids. The transcript is spliced from 4 exons. Gene Ontology annotation, biological process: isoleucyl-tRNA aminoacylation. Gene Ontology annotation, molecular function: aminoacyl-tRNA deacylase activity; ATP binding; tRNA binding. Gene Ontology annotation, cellular component: cytosol. Lineage: Eukaryota; Fungi; Ascomycota; Eurotiomycetes; Eurotiales; Aspergillaceae.